Molecule: messenger RNA, 1725 nt
Organism: Chironomus riparius
Lineage: Eukaryota; Metazoa; Arthropoda; Insecta; Diptera; Chironomidae
Source: the annotation of a GenBank genome assembly
GUUGAUAAUCCCCUUAGCAUUUUAUUUCUGAAAAAAUUCUUAGUGAAAAAAAAGCAGUUUGUUAAGAACGAGACAGUGCUUCUUAUAGACUAAUCAUGUCUCAACGCUUUCCAACACCGAAUGUUACAGCAGGAUCGCCAAUUCCACCUCAACAAAGAUAUGUUGGACCGAAUUUCAAUCAACAGCGUCCUCCAAGCAAUUUUCAGAAUUUCCCACCUAGGAAUUUUACUCCACCUCCACCAAUGCCUGGACCGAAUGCUCAACAAAGACCACUACCAAAUGCAAAUUUCCAGCGACAAAUGCCAUCGACGCCUGGAAAGCGUCCAGAUCGUCCAAUGAAUGCAGGUCCUCAAAAGUCUGACAAUUAUGGACCAGCUAAGAAGAAAAAGAAACUUGCUGACAAAAUUUUACCUCAAAAAGUACGCGAUUUAGUUCCUGAAUCUCAAGCGUAUAUGGAUUUGCUUGCUUUUGAACGUAAAUUGGAUGCUACAAUAAUGAGAAAAAGAUUGGAUAUUCAGGAAGCCCUUAAACGUCCAAUGAAACAAAAGAGAAAACUCAGAAUUUUCAUUUCAAAUACAUUUUAUCCACCCAAGGAGCCAGCAGUAGCAGACAGCGAAAGUGUUGAAGGUUCCAUUGCAUCUUGGGAAUUACGCGUAGAAGGACGUUUGUUGGAGGAUAAUAAGAAUGACCCAAAUAAAAUCAAGAGAAAGUUUUCAAGCUUCUUUAAAUCACUCGUAAUUGAAUUGGAUAAAGAUUUAUAUGGUCCGGAUAAUCAUCUAGUGGAAUGGCAUCGUACGCAUACAACACAAGAAACUGAUGGAUUUCAAGUCAAACGUCCUGGUGACAAAAACGUUCGAUGCACAAUUUUAUUGCUUUUGGAUUAUCAGCCAUUACAAUUUAAAUUGGAUCCAAGACUUGCUCGUUUAUUGGGCGUUCAUACACAAACUCGUCCAGUCAUCAUUUCUGCAUUGUGGCAGUAUAUUAAAACACACAAACUACAAGAUGCUCACGAACGUGAAUAUAUUAUAUGCGAUAAAUAUCUUGAGCAAAUUUUUGGGUGUCCAAAAAUGAAAUUUGCUGAAAUUCCACAACGUUUAAAUCCUUUACUUCAUCCACCAGAUCCGAUUGUCAUCAAUCAUGUCAUUACUGUUGAAGGAGGAACUGAAAAUAAACAGACCGCAUGUUAUGACAUCGAUGUGGAAGUUGAUGAUACUUUGAAGAAUCAAAUGAACAGUUUCUUGUUAAGUACAGCAAGUCAACUUGAAAUUCAAGGACUUGAUACAAAAAUUCAUGAAACUGUCGACACAAUUAAUCAAUUAAAGACUAAUCGAGAAUUCUUCUUAAGCUUUGCAAAAGAUCCACAGACAUUCAUCCAUAAAUGGAUUGUAUCUCAGUCGCGUGACUUGAAAACAAUGACCGAUGUUGUUGGGAAUCCUGAAGAAGAACGUCGAUCUGAAUUCUACUAUCAACCAUGGACGCAGGAAGCUGUUUCACGCUACUUUUUCACAAAAGUCAAUCAAAAGCGAUUGGAACUGGAAAAUGUCUUGACAUACAAUAAGAAUUUGUAAGUUUAUUUGACACGAUAAGAACAUUUCAAUUUUAUGAUUUUAUGACAAAAAUUAUUUUUCAAACCAACUUUUAUUUGUGUAAUGCAUUAAUGUAUCAAAAAAUUAAAUACCUAGCUUGAAUAAAAUUACCGGCAAAAUUUAUUUAAAAGGCGAGGAC